Molecule: messenger RNA, 1908 nt
Organism: Candida dubliniensis CD36
Lineage: Eukaryota; Fungi; Ascomycota; Pichiomycetes; Serinales; Debaryomycetaceae
Gene: SPB4
Product: putative ATP-dependent RNA helicase
Exons: 1
Coding region: 1-1908 (635 amino acids)
Cellular component (GO): nucleolus
Molecular function (GO): ATP binding; nucleic acid binding; RNA helicase activity
Source: RefSeq, a predicted model, not a curated record
AUGAAAUCAAAUACUGAGUCCCUUGCAUGGGAGAAUUUACGUUAUGAUCUACAUCCAUGGAUUAAAGAAGCCAUAGCAUCAAUGGGGUAUCCGACAAUGACUCCAGUUCAAGCAUCAACUAUCCCAUUAUUGAGUGGUAAUAAAGAUGUUGUAGUUGAAGCAGUGACGGGAUCAGGGAAAACAUUAUCAUUUGUUAUCCCAGUAUUGCAAAAAAUAUCAGAUAGAUUGUAUAAACCCGAUAGUGAUGGGGAUCUACCAGAACCAGUUAAACGAGGACAUAUGUUAUCUAUUGUAUUAUCACCAACAAGAGAAUUAGCUAAUCAAAUUCAAACAGUUUUCAAUCAAGUAUUACAAUAUUUGCCUGAAGAUGACAAUUAUAAUAAUAAAUCAAGGCGUAUUGGUACACAAUUAUUAGUUGGAUCUAUAGGUAAUGUUCGAGAUGAUUUAAAUCAAUUUUUACAGAAUCAACCACAUAUAUUAAUUGGAACUCCGGGGAGAAUAUUAGAAUUUUUAGGUAGUUCACAAUCGAUUAAAACAUCAUCAUUAGAAAUAGUUAUUCUUGAUGAAGCUGAUAAAUUAUUAGAUUUCCUGUUUGAAAAAGAUGUGAUUAAUAUUUUGAAAAAAUUACCUAAACAACGUCGAACAGGAUUAUUUUCAGCAACAAUAUCUUCUGCUGGUAAUACUAUAUUUCGAACUGGAAUGAAUAAUCCCGUUAAAGUUCAAGUGAAGUCGAAGAAUUAUUUAGGUGAACAAAGUAAUUCCCCCAAGAGUUUACAAUUAUCAUAUAUGUUGAUUAAUCCUGAAUUGAAAAUAACUAAUUUGUUAACGAUAUUAUCGAAAUAUCAAUAUAAAAAAGCCAUUGUUUAUUUCCCCACUUGUACAUCAGUCAAGCAUUUUUAUCAAAUUUUUAACAAAAUUUAUCAAAACCAUCCACCUGCUACUGAUGGUGAAGAACCGCUUAAGUUUUUUUCAUUACAUGGUCAACUAAAUACCAAAUCAAGGUUGAAAACAUUAGAUAAUUUCACUCAAGGUGAUAUUAAUCUUUAUAAACAUAUUCUUAUGACUACUGAUGUUGCUGCCAGAGGAAUUGAUAUUCCUGAUGUUGAUUUAGUGAUACAAAUAGAUCCACCUACUGAUCCUAAUGUUUUUUUACAUCGUUGUGGAAGAACUGGAAGAGCAAAUAAAGUUGGUCGUGCUAUAGUAAUGUUGAAUGAUAAUUCUCAAGAAGAAGAUUAUAUUGAGUUUAUGGAAGUCAAAGGAAUUUUAUUAUCAAAACAAGAUUCAAUACCAGCGGUAAAAAAUUUCCAUAGUGAUUUCCAAAAAAAGCUUCGAAAAUAUAUGCUUGAAGAUCGGGCUCGACAUGAAUUAGCAGUGAAAUCAUAUGUUGGAUUCAUUCGAUAUUAUUCUAAACAUAUAGCUAGUUCGAUUUUCCGAUUAGCUACAUUAGAUUAUUUGGCCAUUGCUAAAAUGUAUGGAUUAUUACGAUUACCGAAAAUGCCCGAAACGAAAUAUAUUGAUAAUACCUUGAUGCCUACAGAUGGUUGGUUAGGGGAUGUUAUAGAUAUGGAUAAAUAUAGUUAUGCUGAUAAAGUUCAAGAGCAAAUUCGAUUAGAAAAUCUAGAAAAAGAUAAAUUACAAAAAAUUCAAAAUGCUAAAAGAAGAAAAGAAUUGAAAAUUAAAAAUGAAGCUUGGUCAAGUAAAUUAGAACGUAAAGAAAAUAAAUUGGAUCGUAAAGAAAAAUUGAAAAGGAAACGUGAAGCUAUUGAAAAACAAAUCAUGGAAGAAGCUUUAAGUGGUGAUGAUGAAGGAGAAGAAGAAGUGGUUGAAGAUUGGAAAGAUAUGGUCAGAAAGAAUAAAAAAAAGCAAAAGAAUGAUAGUUCUAUACAAGGUUCAUUUGAUGAUUUAUAA